Molecule: messenger RNA, 1304 nt
Organism: Hymenoscyphus albidus
Lineage: Eukaryota; Fungi; Ascomycota; Leotiomycetes; Helotiales; Helotiaceae
Source: the annotation of a GenBank genome assembly
CUAUCACCACAUAGUUAUAAAUGUUCAAUUUUAAGGGCCGGCCAUCAAUCAUCCCCGCUUCGAUCUCAAUCACACUCGCAGCGAGACUGAUUGUAAAUUAUCGCCGAAGGCAGUGUGUGUUCCUCUGAUCCUUGCAUUCUCCGAUGACGUAGUUGACUCCAAUGCCUUUCUCCAUGCUAACCCAUAUUUCGUUGCAACAACAGAUUUACAAUAUAAAAUCCAGUCAGCACACGUGGUAGAAUCUCCCAAAAUGUCAUGGAUGGACUCUUGGUCUCGUCCUUCCAAAAAUCAAGCAACUCCACCACCCUACUACCUCCUACCAGGUGGCGACAAAGUCCAAUACUGCAAGUCGUGUGGACGGUUGAUCGGUAAUUUUUCAAAAAGAACAUCUUCAACAUCUAGCGCUUGACCCUGAUAUGCAUAUAGGCGAUCGUAAACAGAAAUCAUCCUCGACUCCCGCCAAAUAUUGCUCUGCCCGAUGUCGUUCUGCCAGGCACAACAACCUCCUUGAACUAGAGAUAGAAAAAACAUUCGUCUCGCUACUCAAUGGUGAAACUCUAUCUCCAAAACUUGAAGAAAACCAUGCGUCAUCAAAGCUUUCUAUGCCCCCUUACAAAGGCGGCCCCGCACCUAAAUCCGCGAAGAAGAGGAAGAAAGGCGAGUCGAGAAUUCUGGUCCUUUGUAGCGAAGUAGAAACCCUCAUUUUUGGAGAUAGGAAUGAUCCCGAUAAGUGCUUUGGGAGGAGAAGAAAUCGAAAGAGGAGAGGGGUUGAGGAUGGAGAAUGGAGAAGUGUUGACAUGGUAAGCGAUGAAGAGAAAGAUAAAACAGGGGAUAUCAGUAACGAUGUCAAAAAUGGCUCAAUUGGGAAGGCAAAGACCGAAAGUCAACCAAAUGAGGAUGUUUCAUCAAGCGAUAGCGAAGAUGAUGGCGGGGCAUUGAUUGAUAUGCCCCGCAGCUCAACGGAAACCACACUGGAUCCCGACGUCAUGGCAAGACUUUCGAUUCGUUCAGGAACACGAAUAAGGCGUUCUCAAGAAACAGCUUUAGUCAAUGGAAGUAUUGGAGGUGAAAAAGGGUUGAAGGAAAGAAUAUCAGAGACCGAUGAUAUGCUUCUCAAGAGAAGAGAAGGGCAGCGGAAGGCAGACGAAAGAGAACUAGUUAGAUGUGCUGCAAGAAGGGGCGUUGCAUUUGGCUUCUUGACUGGCGCCGGAGAGGAGCGCAAGAUGUGCGAAGCUAUCAUGCAAGGGAAUGUUGUCGAGAGUAGUUUUGCCAAAGGAGAGUGGGGAGUCAGAUGGAGGGAAUGA